Messenger RNA from Pseudophryne corroboree (corroboree frog), 2730 nucleotides. It is a transcript of the gene SH3BP1, whose product is annotated as SH3 domain binding protein 1. Bases 582 to 2471 code for a protein of 629 amino acids. Lineage: Eukaryota; Metazoa; Chordata; Amphibia; Anura; Myobatrachidae. Gene Ontology annotation, cellular component: intracellular anatomical structure; cytosol; cytoplasm. Gene Ontology annotation, molecular function: GTPase activator activity; protein binding. The record is from RefSeq and is a predicted model, not a curated record. The transcript is spliced from 18 exons. Gene Ontology annotation, biological process: signal transduction; regulation of Rac protein signal transduction; positive regulation of GTPase activity.
AGAGAGACUGCCGAUUAGAGACUGCACAGAGAGAGACUGCCGAGAAGAGACAGCACAGAGAGAGAUUGUCGAGAAGAGAUAGCACAGAGAGAGACUGCAGAGAAGACACAUCACAGAGAGAGACUGCAGAGGAGAGACAGCACAGUGAGACACUGCAGAGGAGAGACAGCACAGUGAGAGACUGCACAGUGAGGGAGACUGCAGAGGAGAGACAGCACAGUGAGAGACUGUGCAGAGGAGAGACAGCACAUUGAGAGACUGCAGAGGAGAGACUGCAUAGUGAGGGAGACUGCAGAGGAGAGACAGCACAGUGAGAGAGACUGUAGAGAAGACAUAUCACAGAGCGAUUGCAGAGAACUUAGAGACCGCACAGAAGAGACAGCAUGAGCAAGACAUUCACACUAUUCUGCCUGUUACACAUGUGAAUUAGAGACAGCUGAAUAGAUACUGUAUAAAGUGAGAGAAGAAAGAGCAGUCCUUCCGCUGACCUGAGAGAAGGCGGAGACAGCCUCACCCAAAAACACAGAGACUGCGAACGAACGAAGUGCAAACUACAGCACAAGGACAGAGACACCUGCAACAUGAUUCAGAGGCAGCUCAACAGAAUGAGACAGCUGGCCAACCUUGGUCCAGGCAGGUCUCAAGACGUUACAGACUUACUCACUGAAGAUUUACUAUUGGCAGACCAACAGGUGGAGAUUAUGAAGAAGGUGGCUCACCUGGUGGGGAAACGCCUGACCAGUUGUAUGCAGGGUCAGACAGGCUCGGACAUGGACAAGAGGCUGAAGAAACUUGCCUUGAUGUCUCUGUCAAUGGCCAUGGCUGACUGCAUGAAGGAUAUGGAGAGCGAGUCAAGUCUGAGGAGGACGCUGGAAAUGGGGUGCUGCGUGGAAGGGUCACUGGCACAGUCCAUGGCAGAGUUUGAAAUGAAUAUGGAAAAAGAUGUUUUGCAGCCACUGAACAAGCUGAGUGAGGAAGAGCUACCUACUAUAAUAAAGCACCGGAAACAGCUGCAAAAACUACUUACUGACUGGAACAGCACUAAGAACAGAAUGACCCAAGCCCAGAAGAAUAUCUCAGCCGGGCAGGGUGGGGCGAGUGCAGGAAUGCCAGCCAAACUGGAGAGUCUGAGGGAGGAGGAAGAGGAUCUAAGAAGGAGACUGGAGCAGAGCAAGGAUGAUUAUCUCUCCGAUCUCUGUUACUUCAGUGCAAAGGAGGCCGAGUAUGAAAAUUACUUUGUGCGGCUUCUGGAACUGCAGGCGGAAUAUCACAAGAAGUCGCUGGCCCACCUGACCGAUGCGCUUGGGGAGCUGAGGGACACCCUAAAGGAGAGCGGUCAGCUCCCAGGGAAGCACACCAUUGCGGAGGUGUAUGGCGUACCUCUGGCGACACACCUCUCUCGGUUUGGGUGUCAGAUUGCGUUGCCCAUAUCUGCCUGUGUGAGGAUGCUGCUAGCACAUGGAAUGCAGGAGGAGGGACUGUUUCGAUUGGCUGCAGGGGCCUCGGUCCUAAAGAAAAUGAAGGGCAGUCUCGGUGCGGGUGACAGUGACUUGGCUGAAUUUGUGUCUGAACCUCAUGCAGUGGCAGGUGCACUAAAGUCCUAUCUCCGGGAGCUUCCACAACCACUGAUGACAUCGGAACUCUUUGAUGCCUGGAUGAAAGCGGCGAGCAUAAAAGAGCCAGAAAAGCUUCAGGAAUAUUACAGAGAAGUCUGCCAGCAGCUGCCACCCGAAAACUACAACAACCUCAGAUACGUAAUAAAGUUUCUGGCAAUGCUGGCAGAACACCAAGAAGUAAACAAAAUGACGCCAAGCAAUAUAGCGAUUGUGCUCGGUCCCAACCUUUUAUGGGCCAGAAGUGAUGGAGACCCAUCCGUGCUGGACAUAGCCUCUGCUUUUCCUAUACUGGUGGUCAGCGUGGUUGAAGGUUUGAUUACCUGCGCUUCAGAAGUCUUCCCCGGAGAUGCAGAUUUUGGGGUUCCAGAGUCUAUGAUUGCACCGUCAUCACUGGUUCCACUGAAGCCGGACUCUCUCCCGCAGUUGGAUUCCUCUUCAGCGGCUAUGACAGAACAAGGUGUUGAAAUUCAAGAACAAGUUUCAAUCAACCCUGCUGCGUUAAAGACAGUGGCCCCUACAGAAGAGGGCUGUGAUACACCUGCACAGGUGGACUUCAGCCCGUCUACAGUACGUAAAGUAGUGAAGAGACCGGCUCCGCUACGCCCCAUGGUCGCUCCGCCCGUGCAGCCUCGAGGGUCCCCCAACACUGACACUUCUGAUGCUUUACAGAACCCGAGACCCAUUCCUAGAAGAAAUUUUGGUGGUAGCCUCAGAGUCCCCAACAUGCCCCCACCUAAUCCACCCCAACUGGUCCAGGGUUCUAAUGUAAAAUCUGAGGGCGGUGACACAGAAUCAUCCAAAAAUAAACCUCCAAGACCACUGCCAAGAAAUCGGAUUCAGUCUACAGACAACUAAAUGAGGAUCGGUCCUUCCAUUCCCUCAGGAACAUCUGCGUCUGCUGGCCUGCCAUGAUAACACCCAGAGAGUUACAGAGUUUCCAGGAGACACGCAUGUUAGAGACGUAUGUUCUGAAAUUGUGAGGGAUCCUGACCCCCAAUAACAGGCCACUUGCACUGAUACAUUCUACAGUCACUGAUAUCUGAAGCAUGGGACCGGUGCCUGUGUCUAUUGUCAAAUCAGACAUUUUAUAAGAAUUAAAAUUGUUUCAUUGAAA